Messenger RNA from Glarea lozoyensis ATCC 20868, 159 nucleotides. RefSeq lists its product as uncharacterized. The record is from RefSeq and is a predicted model, not a curated record. Lineage: Eukaryota; Fungi; Ascomycota; Leotiomycetes; Helotiales; Helotiaceae. The coding region runs from base 1 to 159 and encodes 52 amino acids. The transcript has a single exon.
AUGCAGACGAGCUGGCCAGAGGCAGAGGCGGAGGCGGAGGCAGAGGCAGAGGCAGAGGCAGAGGCAGAGGCAGAGGCAGAGGCAGAGGCAGAGGCAGAGGGCGAUAAGAGACUGGCCUAUCUCGUCGAUACCUAUUACCCAGUCGGUGUUGAACGAUAA